Monomorium pharaonis (pharaoh ant) is the source of this 7801-nucleotide messenger RNA. RefSeq lists its product as uncharacterized. The record is from RefSeq and is a predicted model, not a curated record. Bases 5392 to 6042 code for a protein of 216 amino acids. Lineage: Eukaryota; Metazoa; Arthropoda; Insecta; Hymenoptera; Formicidae. The transcript is spliced from 6 exons.
AUAUAAAAAUGCUAAGUGGCGCGCGCGAAGCGCGCGCAUUGUUGUGUUCUAGUGUUAAAAAAAUUUACUUGGAAUUUUACCUUGAUGCACUUAUACGGGCGUUGUUAACUAGUUCGAUAAAUUAUGAGAUGCUUUUAUGAUGCUGUCUUAAGUUCUCGUUUCUCGCCUCGAAAAGCUCAUCUCUUUAUUUCUUUUUUCUACGUACGGUCGACGAUUAAUUCCCAUCGUUCGUUCGUAAUAUAAGCGCCGAUCACAGGGAUUAAGCACGUACUAAAUGCUCAUUUGCAAGAAGUCUUAAUUCACUGUCGAAAUUAGCGCGCAUAACGGUUCGCGAAAUUAAAUUUCGCUCCGCUCACGCCGCUAUACGUACAGUGCCGCUUGGAGAAAUAAUCUUUUGCCAAUGAAGUUAAUACUAGCGCGCGCAUGCACGUCGAGGUAUGCAAUUUGAUCGUCGCAUAUCUCAACGUGAUACGUUAUUGUCGUAAUCAUGAUUUCGAUUAUUACUUACCACCCGCUAUUCAUUGGCAGCUUAAUGGGCAGCAACACAUUUCUGCGGUGCGCAUAUUAAAUUUUUGGUCAAAUGUACAACACUCAUAAUGUACUUUUGAUGAUGUACCAAUGUAUAUAAAAAGUAUGUAUAAGGAGAUGUUAAGGUAUUUUCAUAUUUAUAUUUUUCAAUUUUCUUUCUGUAUUAAGUUUUAUAUAAAAUGUAUGAAAUUUAACUUAAGCUAAAAUAAUAUAAAGGUAACAGAACAUUUCCAUAUUACAAAUUCAAUCUUAACAAAAAUGAAAUUUUUUUACGAUAUUUCUUUUAAACUGUACUUUGAUUUUUACCUUUAAUUUACUUUUAUUUUACUUUUUAGAUAUUUAUCUUUUUAAGGAAAAAUAUCUAGUAUUGAUCAAAACUACAACAUUUAUUUAUUGUGCUUAUUGUGUACAUUAUUUUGUGUACUUGUCGUUAAUUUGAUAAAUUCCACAGUAUCAAAUUUUUAACGAGUUUUUUUUUAGGUAACGAUAUAGACUUAACACAAUAUAGAUUAAAUUCAAAUAUAAGAUAAAAUAUAUAUGCAUCAUUUUGUGAGAGUAAUUCUUAAAACUUAUAUUUACAUUGCAUACAACAAAUGAUUUUUCGUAAUAAAAUGCUUUUUAAUUAAUUUAAUUAAAACGUUAUAAUGCAUUUUUGGUUAAAAACUAUAUAUUUUACUUUUGUAAAUAUUCAAAUAAUAGUUGUACUGUCUAAUAUGGCAUAUCUGAUCAUGAGGACCAAAACGUUCGCCAUUAUUAACCCCCAGUAAGAGCGUGCGAUGGGAUACCGUGAUUGCUGAUCGUCAGUACCUAUGGGAUCUUUUGAAGUAUAAGCCUUGUUAUUUUUGGGGAGCGAUUUAAGUUCACGGAACGGCAAAUCUAUCAUAAUGAAAAUGCAAAGUAUUCAAUAGAAAUGCUUUCCCUUUCAAAUAAUUAAAAAUUUUAAUAUUUUAAUAAAUUGUUAAAUAUGACCGGAAUCGAACAUAUCAGGUUGGAGAAAGAGAGGGGGGGGGGGGGGAGAGAGAACAAAGUAUAAGAGCAUCCAUCACGCGCGCCAGGCAAUGCAGUAGCGAGUUCUUUGAAAGUUGCUUAUUUCGCAAGCUUCGCUAUCAAACAACUCUACGUCUGACUGCGGGAUGCUCUACUUUGUAGUUUGAUGUAAGAGAUCGGCGGAUCGCGUGCUUCUCUCUUAACUCGUUUUAAAUUUCUAAGCUGUUCCUCUCUUGUUUAUCGAGUUUUCUGACGGAUACUGUUAUGAGAGUAUCCAGACUGCGGUUUAAUGAAUAUACACCAUUAUAUUCGCCUCGAAGAAAAUUGUAAUGUCCAAACUAAUAACUGAGUUAGAGUAAAAUAUGCAAACUCAGUUCUCUACGUUUAGUAGGUGAAUUGCUACGAUAAGUAUACGCUUGCGAUUUACGGAUGAUGCAAAUAUCUGUUGUAAAUAUUCGCGUAUUUUUUAUCAUUUGCAAUUCUUAAUCGAGCGGCGCCAAUAUCGCUGUCAUCCCCGUCCGACUAAAGAAGAGCACAUCCUUUUCGCGUAUAAUGACUUUUUCUCAUAUCUAAAAUUCCAAUAAACGCCUAGUAGCGCCCCGACAAAGUGUCGCGUUGAAAGACUCAAUCUGUUCGAAACCGUUCACACAUGCACCUUAGGAUGCUUGAAACGAGCGAGUUCGUCCCGCCGUUUAAUACUCGGAUGUGAAUUUUCGGAAGCAACGCCUCUGUCGUCUAUAGAAUCGAGCGUGUAUAAUGGCAGCGCGCCUCUCUCCGCUCCAGAGAAGUGUAAAAAGGAAUCUAUCUUGUGUAUCAGUGUGAAGUUAUUAAGGCGCGCAACAGUCGCAAAAUUAAUUUCUUUUCGAAGCUACGCCGACAAGCGCUUAUAUUGGCAUCGGAAUUUGAAAUGCAUCAUUCGAUGCCCCGAUACAAAGUGCUCCUCCGCAGCAUCUGCAUGCCUGAAAAAGUCUUCGAUUGCAACAGCAUUCCGUCGCUUGUUAAUUUUCUUGCUUUUCCGUAGAAUAUUGCGUCUGCAUCGCGCUGAUUUAUUUUUUUGUCACGCCUAGUUGUCACUUCGAGUAUCAAGUGUAACUGGCAUCCAAUUUAAUUAAAUUAUCGACAAGUUAUUUAUUGACGUGACUAUAGAAAGUGCGAUAUAAUUUUUGCAAGAUAUAUGCUGACUUUUUGCAUGUAUAUUUUUGUGAACGUAUCUUAUUCUAAUUUUAUAUAUAAUGUAUUAUGAAUUAGUUUAAUUUUUGCACUAUAACGAGAUUUCCGAUAGUUCAAUGGUAAUUGCGCAUUGCUCUUUGACGACCUCAAAAGCAUAAUAUCAUUUAUCGACUCGUCUAAUAUUAUAUUAACGUCAGUAUUACCUUUCAUUCCAUAAUAUAAUGAGCACUAUUUUAUACGAUUUCAGAGGUAUAAAAUAUUCGUUGCUCGUUUAAAUUAAGCAUAUGUGUAAAUUGAGAUUCUCUCGUUGUGCGCGGUAUAAGAAUAAAAAAUAUUUAUUUUUCAAAUAAAUAACAGUGUUGCUGUAACAAUAUCGAAGGACUUUCAAGGCGCAUAAAUGCAAAUAUGUCGCAAGGCUGAGUCAAUGAUUCUACUACAUUCAAGUUGUGCAUGUUUAAACGAUUUAAUUCUGUAUCGAUUACUCUCCGCUCGAGAUAUCGGCGCGCGUCGAAUUAAUAUUAUUUAUCUAUCUACGAUAUCUCGACAGCUUCGUUCUGACUAGCGACGCUGAACGACCGAUACGCAAUAAGCGCGCUGACAUUCUAAUUAAAUUAUCUUCGCCGAAUUUAUUUAUCCGAUCUCAAGUGAUCGUGUGAGACGGUCGCGGCGGAUAUUGCCGAUUUGUAUCUGCCGGCUGCGUCCCCGAUUUCUGCUCUGCCCCGCCUCCUAUUAUCACCCCGUACGCAGAAUUAUUAAAAGCCGACCAUCGCGGACGUGUAUACGUACAUAUUUUGUAACGUCGGACCGGGGGCCGAAGCAUACCGGGUGGCUGCCGGGCAGAAAACAAUAAAGCCCGGGUAUCAUCCGGAACGGUGCCUCCACCACUUCAACUUCCCUUCCCGGAUUGACCCCUCUCGCCGAAGCUUCUGCCUCCAUGUAUGCGCGCGGCCCAGUAUACGCUCUCCAUUCAAUUUAGAUCCCACUUACGGGUCUCCCCGACAGGCCGUGCCGUACGUCAUAUUUAUUCUAUUUAUUGUAAGCCGAUCCCAUCCCCGGGCUUGAGUUAAUAUUUUCCUACGGAAUCGCGCGCUCCACCGUUUUUCGUUUCGUCCAUAUCACUUCAGCUUCGUUGUGAUAUUUCUUUUUCCCUUUUUUUGUUCUUCCCGUAGAUGAUAGUGGGACGUGUGGCGUUGAAAAUGAAAUUGUUCGGUAUCGUACUGUCCGAAUCGGCGAAACGGAGAAUCGUUUGUCUCAUCGAGAUGGGGAUGUGUGCUUAAAACGGACAAAGCGACGCAUUCAUUCGAAAGCUGCGUACGUCGUAAAUCGACGAUUCGGCUAUUAUGAGAGGAAUGAGUUACGCUUUGCGGUUUUGGGAAAUAUUUGUCUAAAGGUAACCGCAUUUAAAUGGGAUCGGGUAAUCGUUCAGAUUCGGUCCGAUUUGGUCACCGAUACCAUUGACUACUAAUGCUAUCGGAUGCCGCCAAUAUCACUGAUUUCCGAAAUAAUCGAAAUAAUUUUGUCGUUAAUUUUAGUGUUUGGGAUUAAAGCUAAAUUCGCGUUGGAUAAAGAUAAUGCAAUUAAUGAUAGUUGUUAAUCUCAUUACUUUUACGAUACGCGUACAAAUUGCGAUAUCAAUGUUUCAUGUCAAUUAUCUUAAAUGUAAUUCGAACCGAAUGUAUUUUUGUGUUUAAGUCGUAAACUCAUGAUCUAGUGACUGAAUAUUAUUUUCUUAGUCUACAAACGUAAAACUUUGUGUAUUCCCGAUUAAUACUUCCGGCCUUUUUGCAUUAUCAUAUUUUAAUCGACAAGUCAUGCGUGAAAUAUGCAUUUAUUUCUUUCGCUAUAUGAUAAACACCGUACGGUCCAUGAUGUUAUGAAAUACCACGAUCGAGUGCAAGCAUUGCAUUAAGCAGCGCAUUUAAAACCUGUCCCGUUAUCGUCUCGGAAUCCGUCGUAAUUUAUCGGUUAGUAACCACGUCUCUCUAAUACCAUUUGAAUUUAUUGACUUUUGCCACGUCGCGUAAUUGAAAUAGGUUGUAAAUAGUUUGUAAUAUAAUUUUAUCGAUUUUUGCGGGCGACUGCUAAACAAUAUGCGUUUUUUCAAUUAAAAAAAAAAAACAACAGUGAAUCAGUGAAAACAAUUUCAGCGACAGCCGUAAUUGCAUUCGACGUACAUUUUAGUUAUUCAGCCGUAAUAUUUCGCCCGACUCGCCGGCUUCGGAAACCCAUUUCGAAAAGUGGCGUAGAAGUUUCAAUACUUCGCAGACACAGAAGUACUCGACACGCUCAUUGCGCGAGGUCAACGAUCAUAGCCGAGGUUAAUGCAGUUGUACGCGUUAUAGUCCACCGAUCGAGCGUUUCGCGGUGUAUCGCGAGGCAUCACGCAUCUAUGAAGUAGAUUCCCUCGUGCCGAGUUAUCCGCGUUUAUGUUUUCGCCCCGGCUCCUCAAAUUGGCGCGCACCUGAUCGAGAUUCGUAUCAGCCGAGUCUUUAAGAUAAUGAUUCGCGCGAACGAUGCGUUAAAGCGCAUCGCGCUUAGCCACGAGGUACACCGCCGGUGGUAACAAGAUAUAAUAAUCACUGUCAUCAGAGCCGACUUGUAUCGCCGCGCAACUAGCAGCCUCGACGAUCGAAUGGAAACGCGUCUCUUGCCUCUCUCGGUGUGUCGAGUGAAAAGAAAAAGAUUACGAGUCGGUGUGCGAGAGGAAUGUCCGAUUAUCGUGCCACGGAGAAAGCGGAUCGGUCAGCUCGAGAUAUUUCAACGGUUCGCUUGGCAAAAGAAGAAAAACCAUCGAACGAAUACUUCAAUGGAGUUCGUAUUACCUGCCGGUUUAAAAUGAUGUUCGACUUCUGGGCACACCUCGGCUACACGCGUGCGAGGUGCAGAUUUAUUAUGCUGCGUGGAGGAUGCAACAACAAAGAAGAGAGGAAAGCAAAGUCGCAGCAAAGAAAAGCCGACAAAAUUCAAGACAGAAGAGGGGAAGGGCCUGGAUGGAGAGAAGCAGAGAAUGAGAGAGUCACGGUGUUUGCUCGCUGGCGGGUUCCUCUCACUACCCGGUUGCAAAGAUUCUACGGAAGAGAUCAGGACAACGGGUGUAACAAAGGAUUCGAUUAUAUACACUUCGCUGACGGGAGCAAAAGGGACAGAAGGGAUAAAGAGGAGCAGGAGGAAACUCGUACGAGAAAGAGUAUAAGUCGUGGGGGUAGACAGGAGCUAGUGGUCCCCCGGCGACAUCUUCUUCCUGACUGUUUCCACCUGAAACCUGAAACUAAUGGCGUCUUCCACUUUGGUACCCCGGUGUCUCAGGCGUGCAAAAAGGUUUUGAUUUCAUCCAACAAAGGAACACACGAAUACUGAAAGCUGUUUUUCGAAGUAAUUAACGAACGGUGACAAGUAUAAUACAAUAGUGUGAUUUAAGAGUAUUAUAUGUUACUCUAUUUCUUUAAAUACAAGUUAUACUUUUAAAAUUGUUUAUAUAUAUAUAAAAUAAGUUUUCUCACACAUUUCUCGAUAAUAUCAAUAACAAACAUUUUUAGAAUUGUAUUUGUAAUAAGUUGCUCAUGUAUUUGAUUCCAACAAAUAGUUGAAUAGUACUAAUAUUGUAUUAACAUGUUUCAUAAAAAAUUAAUAUUUAUUUCAAAUAAAUAACAUUUUAUUAAAAUAAAUAAAUUAUAGACAAUAUUACUUAUUUGAAAUAAAUAUGAUUUAUUUUUUUAUAAAAUUUGUUUUAUUAGUACUAUUCAAAUAACUAUUUAUUUGAAUCAGGUAUCCUUUUCUACCAGUGCAGUAACAAUAAUUUAAAUUAUACCGCAUUUUGUAAUCGUAUAAGAAAUCGAAUUUCAAGCAUUUCACCAGAAUACUCAUCGGUAAUGCGAGGAUAUAUAAUAUUCACACAUAUGCGUGACACUUUCGUACAAAGGCCACUCCGCGAUUCCUCGAGGAUGCAGUAUACGGUGCCAAUGCAUCACAUGCGCGUCGCUGGUGGCAUGCGUGACACGCAUCUCAUUGCGAAUAGGUCACGGAGUUCGUAAGAGCGCGGUUAGGAUAACGUUUGCAGCGAGGCUGCAUAUCGACAGGUGUACAUGUGCACGCAUACGGUACAGCGAAUGUGUGAACGCGCUAGAGAGACAAAGACAGAUGCGGUAAUGGUCCACACGUGUCUCAGAAUUCUCUCAACAUCUCUGCGUUACGGCACGAUCUUGUGUACCCUGUACCAUCGACACUAUUAGAGCGCAGCUAGACCCCAGUCAGCCGUUAGCGAUGAUGCACUUACACAGCAUCUCGCGCAACACACCGGGAUAUGCCAAGAGAUCGCAUAUCGGUAACGACGCGACACGUUUUCACAAGGCGAAAAUCCUGGCGAUUUAUCGAAACGGAUUUGCCCGUCGAUAUAUAUCGAUCAACAGCAGCAAAUUAUUUUAUGAUGAUUUGAGAUACACACGCGUCGUAACAUUUUUCCAAUAAACAUUCUAAAAAUCCUUGAUAUAUUAUUAUUUUAAUAAUAUCUGUUAAACUACAAAGAUUUCAAGUUACCUAUUAAGUUUUUGCUAUUUUACUAUUUUAAAUAUAUAUAUUUUCUUUUUCGUAACUAUGUCAGGUUCAACUUGAUUCUGAAACUGUGACGGAUUAUCAUUCAUUAUUGGGAAUAUUUGCAGAAACGGAUGGCUACGAUUAUCAAAGCACGAUAGAUGCGAAAUCUUGCCGCGGAAGUAUGAAUUUAAUCAAGAGAUUAGAUUCAGUUUUCCCAAGCCUCGGCGCGAAUGAGUUAUGGCAUUCUGCGGUGCUAUCGAUGCUGUUAGCGCGGUUAACCUGUUGGUUGUUAGCGAUGAUACACGCCACAUUCAAUGCCUCCACGGCCAGCCCGUCUGUGCGAUACGAUAUACGAUUGGAUCUACGAGGAACGAGUUCGUCCUAAGAAAAAUUAUCAGCGUACGGCUAUUUUUUGCAUAUCGAAACGACUUUAUCAUUGGCGCGCGCGCACACACACAUCUUCACAAGUAAUGGAAUGUCCAAUCGAACGUUUAAUGAAAUAUCUCAAAUACGAUUCAAGUACAGUAAUAAUACUGACGUGGUACAAAUCGCCGUGAAAGACAUUCUCGAGAAAGAUAAAAAAAAA